AUGGGUCAGCUUAUGGAGGUCACUUUGCUACAUUCAAAACAGCAACCAAGAACGAUCAUCUUUCCAAGAUAUGGCAUCCCAAGGGUUGUUAUCUCUGAUGGAGGUUCCCAUUUCAUCAAUAAAGUGUUUGAGAAGUUGAUGAAGAGUUAUGGAGUUAAGCACAAGGUCGCUACACCUUACCAUCCUCAAACCAGUGGGCAAGUUGAGGUCUCCAAUAGACAGAUAAAGGCCAUUCUUGAGAAGACAGUCCCCUUUCAACUUACUGUAUGGAAAGGAUUGUCACUUACCUGUAGAGAUGAGAACAAAGGCAGCCAUGACAAACUGAUUCGCCUUAAAGACUUCAAGGUUGGGGACAGUGUGCUCUUGUAUAACUCCAAGCUAAGGUUGUUUCCCGGGAAGCUAAGGUCAAAGUGGGCGGGACCAUUCAAGAUUCACGAAGUUUUGCCCUAUGGAUCCCUCACUCUACUCAAUCAAGAGGGGAAGGAAUUCACAGUGAAUGGACAUAGAUGCAAGCCAUAUCUAGGAAUGACCCCCACAGAGGAGAUCAUCACUCCUCUAGAAGAUCCAACCCCGGCCUAA
This is a messenger RNA of Microthlaspi erraticum, 579 nucleotides long. The record is from the annotation of a GenBank genome assembly. NCBI's taxonomy places the organism in Eukaryota, Viridiplantae, Streptophyta, Magnoliopsida, Brassicales, Brassicaceae.